AUGUUGCACCUCGGCCUCGCCCCACUGCUCGUGCUGGUGCUGGGGGUCAGCCUGGGGGCUGCCUUUCCCCAUGGCAUCCCGGGGAAGGGCUGCAGGCUGUCCCAGUACCAGAGCAUUGCACCCGAGCAGCGGCACGCUGUGCACAGGAUGAGAGACGAGUUUGAGACCACCCACAAAUGCAACACCAAGCUCUUCCACCGCAAAUGGAACGCGGUGAACUUGCCGGUGUCCGACCGAGUGCUGCUGGUGGCGGCCGAGCUGAACCUCACCACGGCCAUGCUGGGGCUGCCCGCUGCCCCCGCCUUUGCCGAGCUGUGCCGGGAGCCCCUGCACUUCUUCAGGAGCGCCCGGGAGGCCGUGCAGGGCUGUGUGGAUCCUUCGCACCAGCCCUCGGGCAGGCUGCGGCACUGGCUGCACAAGCUGCAGAACGCCAUGCGAGCGGUAAGUCAGGCCGGCGGGCUUCUGCGGGCUUUUGGCGUCAAAAGGCGCCUCUGCAGAGCUGACCCAGCCCAUCUCGCCCCGCAGGAGAGCGCCGAGUGCCUCAGGGCCACCACCAUCCUGCACGUCCUGCAGGUGCUGGACAACCUGCGCUGCGCUGCCCUGCAGGACAAGUGCUGA
Zonotrichia albicollis (white-throated sparrow) is the source of this 618-nucleotide messenger RNA. NCBI's taxonomy places the organism in Eukaryota, Metazoa, Chordata, Aves, Passeriformes, Passerellidae. The record is from RefSeq and is a predicted model, not a curated record.